AUGUCUGGCAGGCCAAUUAGUCCUGGGCAAGGUCCCAACGUGAACGGGACGGCUCAGUCCCCGGACAGGGCUGGACUGUUGCCUUUCCCCACUGGGGUUCUGCAGGAUAUGGGAGGGCAAUUUUACAAGUCCGGUUACAACGGCAUUUCGGCCCAGUAUCUGUUUCCUUUCCCACCUCUGAAGAGUGAAUACGGGCACUGUGAGGCGACAGCGUCGGGGGAACAGGCGGCAAUGUCGCACUCCAGCUAUUGGUACCAGUUACCUCCAGCCGAGGCGUCCGGAGCCGGACACUGGCCGCAGAGGCAGCACCCCACGCCAGCGCCGCUGGCUGGUACCUCGGCCCUCCUCAACCGGUCCGAGAUCAAGACGGAGAAGGAGAGCGCUAUCUUCCCCCAAGAGGCGAGGUACAACUCUCCGAAUCCUUCCUAUGGCCACAGGUGGAGCGGCGCCGGCUUCUGGCAGCCUGUCGCCGCCUCCAACUCGUCCCCGGCCGGGGGUUCCGGACAGUCUUACCCCGGUUUCGGAAGCUUCGCGUCGCCUCCGCAGAUGUACACAAGCCCCACGCUACAGGGGGAUACCGGCCAGCCCGCAUCUUCAAACACAGGGUCCACCGGCACCACCAGCGAGGAAGGACAGUCUAGCGACAGCGAGGAGGAAUAUCCCACCAAAGAGAAAAUGGAGCAGUUUGCCAAAGAACUGAAGCACAAGAGGAUUACACUUGGCUUUACUCAGGCUGAUGUUGGAUUAGCUUUGGGGAACCUCUAUGGCAAGAUGUUCAGUCAGACCACUAUCUGCAGAUUUGAAGCAUUGCAGCUGAGCUUCAAAAACAUGUGCAAGCUGAAGCCGAUACUUCAGCGCUGGCUGAAUGACGCCGAGAACAACGGCAACCUGCACGAGAUUUGUAACGUGGAACAAGUUCUUGACCAGUCAAGAAAACGUAAGCGGAGAACCAGCAUUGAGAAUGGAGUGAAGAAAAACCUGGAGACCUACUUCAUGAAGUGUCCCAAGCCUACCAGUGAUGAAAUCUCCCAGAUCGCAGAAGACCUCCGAUUAGAUAAAGAGGUGAUCAGAGUUUGGUUUUGUAACAGAAGACAGAAGGGAAAGAGGAUGACCCUCCCUUGUAUGGAAGAGAAUGAUGUAGAGGUUCAUGAAGGAAGCCCGAUUCGCCUGCCCCCUGGUACUCUGAUGCCUGAUCCCACUGUAACCCAGGGAUACGGUGCAGCACUGGUACCCCCUCCUUUGUAUAUGUCUCCCUUUCCCCAGCCUCUGCACCCUGCUGUCUCCAUGGCCAAUCACAACAGUUAA
Messenger RNA from Mobula hypostoma (lesser devil ray), 1305 nucleotides. Its product is annotated as POU domain, class 5, transcription factor 3-like. The record is from RefSeq and is a predicted model, not a curated record. Gene Ontology annotation, molecular function: RNA polymerase II cis-regulatory region sequence-specific DNA binding; DNA-binding transcription factor activity, RNA polymerase II-specific. The transcript has 5 exons. Lineage: Eukaryota; Metazoa; Chordata; Chondrichthyes; Myliobatiformes; Myliobatidae. The coding region runs from base 1 to 1305 and encodes 434 amino acids. Gene Ontology annotation, biological process: regulation of transcription by RNA polymerase II.